Messenger RNA from Ceutorhynchus assimilis (cabbage seed weevil), 1418 nucleotides. The record is from the annotation of a GenBank genome assembly. Lineage: Eukaryota; Metazoa; Arthropoda; Insecta; Coleoptera; Curculionidae.
AAAUUUUUAAAGUCAUCUUGUCAAAAUGGCGGCCGCAACUGUACAACAACAAAGCAUUACCGAUUAUUUAUCGAAAAAACAGAAAGAAAGCCCCAAAGACCUCGUGUCGGUAUGGGCAACCUUAGAGGAAUUACAUAAUAAAAGAUUAUGGCAUCAGCUAACACUGAAAAUCUUGGCCAUCAUCAAAACGCCAGAAUUGCAAAAAGGCGACAACCUGUUACAGCUCUACAAUAAUUUCAUUCAGACUUUUGAAAACAAAAUCAACCCGCUUUCCUUAGUUGAAAUUGUAGCAAUUGUAAUCGAGCAAAUUAAGCAACCCAAAGAUGCGAUUGCCUUUUUGGAAAAAACUCAACCCAAAGUAAAAGUCAAUUCAGAUGCUCAAAACUUGUGCAAAGUUCUUGCUGGUCAAAUCUAUCUAGAAAAACUUAACGAUUUAGAUAACACAAAAAAAAUCAUCGAAGAAGUUGAAGAGACCCUAGAUAAUGCAGACGGAGUAACACCAGUCCACGGAAGAUUCUACUUGCUAGCUUCUCAAUACUACAGAAUACAAGGCAAUCAUGCCCAAUAUUACCGUACGGCUUUACGUUAUUUGGGCUGUAUCGAAUUGGAAACCCUUACUGAGGAAACCAAGAUGCAACACGCCUUCUUUUUGGGUUUAGCCGCUUUGUUGGGAGAAGGCAUUUAUAAUUUGGGAGAGCUUUUGGCUCACCCCGUUUUGCAAUCUCUGCAAAGUACGGAAAAUGCUUGGCUCAUUGAUUUGCUGCACGCGUUCAAUUCUGGAGAUAUCAACAAAUUUGAGGAGAUGAAGACGAAAUGGGGCUCAAUUGCCGAUUUAGCUGCUCAAGAAUUGUUUUUGAGGCAGAAAAUUUCAUUGUUGUGCCUUAUGGAGAUGACAUUCAAAAGACCUUCACACGAUAGACAACUAACUUUUGCCGAAAUUGCUAGCGAAACUAAACUACCUGUCAAUGAAAUUGAACUUUUGGUCAUGAAAGCUUUGUCUCAAGGUUUGGUUAAGGGUGCAAUAGACCAGGUUGCCAGUACCGUUAACAUGACUUGGGUGCAACCGAGAGUAUUAGACAGAACUCAAAUAACAACCAUGGUUGAAAGACUUAAUCAGUGGUGUACACACGUGGGUACCAUGGAGAAGCUGCUUGAAGAAAAAGCCAGUGAAAUUCUCACUUUGUAGUUGAAAUAACAGGUUUUCUUUGUAUAAAUAUCUCCUUUUAUAAAAUAACAAUUUUCAGCUGUUGCCGCUUAAAACUGGUUUUUUAUAAUACUACUUACAAACAUUAAUGAAAAUUUUUGUACCGAAUUUACCAGAAAUUUAUUUUUUUGAAAGUAUGGCUUGAUUUUCUUCUUCGCAAAAACCUAUAUUUAAUUUUAAAAAAACCAAUAAAGAUUUUUAAAAAUUCUCCCAA